CACAAUUACAUACACAUACAACAUGAAGAAGACUGUUACAUUUGAACCUAUAGAUACUAUUUACUAUACAUACAGUUCAGAAGAGUACGAUAGAUCCUACUUUGCAUAUAUUACACCCUGUAUAAAAUAUACUUUCCGGCCAAUGCCAGGUUUAGACUGUGAGCCAAUUAAAUCCUCCGCUAUUCCACAGAAGCAGCAACAAUGUAACGGCAAUAGACCACCCAUUGCACCCCUUGAUCUAUCUGUAAUACCUAACUCAAGAAGACGUGUACUCAAUUCACCAGUUGAAAACUCAUCUUCUACCAAGAAAUCUCGUAACAAGCCAAAUUUGUCAAUCAAUACCAAGUUACUACCAGAAGGACCAUUAUUCUUUACUGGACUAUCAACACAUUAUAAAUAUAAAGAAGAAGAAGAGGAAGAUUAUGGUUAUUUGAUUCCUGUAUCAGCCUGUUAAAUAUAUCUUAUACAAAUAUACACAUAUGUAUAUAUUCAUAUACUCCUUUGAAAUCAUGUACAAAUAUACAUUACGUAUUAUAUAAUCAGCAUAAAUCAUUAAAAGUCAUCAUGUAUUAUAUUAUUCCAUUAACUAAAAGAUUAAGAAUAAAAAACAAUGUAUUGUUCAUUUUAUAUUUAUCGAGGCGUAAAGGAAUGCACUGCCGUUAUAGACAACGCAUUAAAUCC
Rhizopus microsporus ATCC 52813 is the source of this 681-nucleotide messenger RNA. RefSeq lists its product as uncharacterized. The transcript has a single exon. The coding region runs from base 23 to 454 and encodes 143 amino acids. The record is from RefSeq and is a predicted model, not a curated record. Lineage: Eukaryota; Fungi; Mucoromycota; Mucoromycetes; Mucorales; Rhizopodaceae.